Molecule: messenger RNA, 1918 nt
Organism: Anopheles arabiensis
Lineage: Eukaryota; Metazoa; Arthropoda; Insecta; Diptera; Culicidae
Product: translocon-associated protein subunit alpha
Exons: 3
Coding region: 227-1081 (284 amino acids)
Cellular component (GO): endoplasmic reticulum; endoplasmic reticulum membrane
Source: RefSeq, a predicted model, not a curated record
UCGAAUACGUUCGUUAGGACGUGGCCGAGUCGAUACCGAUGCGAUUCCACGCGUCAACAUAACUUCAAAAUACAACUUCAUUAAAUGUAACUUCGUGCAGCGCACGUCUGCCCGUACGCUUAUUCUGCUGCCGCGUCCAGUUGUAAAUACUGUUUUUGCCACUGUGGUGUUGUAUGAAGCGAAAUACAUCGUCGCCUCCCGCGAGAAUAGAAGCUAAAUCGUAACAAUGCAAAAGUUUUUCGUGCUGCUGCUGCUGGCCCUGCCGGCCGUUCUGCUGACGGUGAACACCGGUUCGAGUCCGUUCGCCUUUGCCGCGGAAGACGAGCUGGACGAGGAGCUGGUCGAUGUGGAGACGGAAGAUGCCGCCGUCGUGGCAGACGAAACCGAGCCGGAGGAUGAUCUCGAAACGACCAAGUCGCCGGAUGCGGACACGUAUCUGCUCUUCACCCGGCCCCUGCACGCGUCCGGCUCGCAGCUCGAACUGCCCGCUGGCUAUCCGGUAGAGUUCCUGGUCGGCUUCACGAACAAGGGCCAGUUUGAGGAUUUCGUCGUCGAGUCGGUGGAAGCCUCGUUCCGGUACGCGAUGGACUUCAGCUACUUCAUCCAGAACUUCUCCGCCGUGCCGUACAACCGCGAGGUGAAGCCGGGCCACGAGGCGACCGUCGCGUACUCGUUCCUGCCGACCGAAUCCUUCGCCGGGCGCCCGUUCGGGCUGAACAUUGCGCUCAACUACCGUGACGGCCGCGGCAACCAGUUCAGCGAGGCCGUGUUCAACGAAACCGUCCAAAUCACCGAGGUGGACGAGGGGCUGGACGGUGAGACGUUCUUCCUGUACGUGUUCCUGGCCGCGAUCGUGAUUCUGCUGCUGGUGCUCGGCCAACAGUUCCUCGGCUCGUACGGCAAGCGGAAACGCCCGACGGCGGCCCGCAAGGUCGUGGAAACCGGCACCGCCAGCACGAAGGACGUCGACUACGAAUGGAUCCCGUCGGAAACGUUGAAGCAGCUACAAAACUCCCCCAAGGGUGCUCCCAAGUCGUCCCCGAAGCAGAGCCCCCGGCAGCGAAAGGCGAAGGCGCACUAAACUCCCCGUGAGACAGUGAAAGACUCGCUCGCGCCCACUCACCCCUACGUGUGCUGGUGUGCACUUUAUCACCACAACUCAUCCCUUUUCCUCCCUGCUUUCCUCCCACCCCCAUCCCACUCCGCUCUGUCACAGUGUCGUACAAACAUCGUAUCAUUUUCCCAUGUAGAGAACCGCAGCCGUGUUGCUACAUUUUCAUCGUCUCUCCCCUUGAUGAUACAUCCUUCAGCGCAUCAGGCAACUUAGAAUGUAAUUGUCCCCUUUCCCGCUGUGUACACUCGUGAGACUGCAACCGAAUGAGAAUGGUUAGAGAAUAGAGAGAGACGGAGGAAGAGGGAGAAAAGCCCAAAAAGUGCAGCAAUACUCCUUCCCUCCGCAUCCCGUCAAAAAGAAGGUGUCACGGUGCAUCAGGCAGCAAUCAGACGUGUUUAGGCGCUUCCAGCAGCAACAACAGUAAGACGUUCAUUAGACGGGCUUAAUCCUCUUCUCCGUUACGAUCACAGCUAAGCAAGCAGGCACAAAACAAGUUGAGUUAAGAUUCGCGGAGAUUUGGUUUUCCCAUCCAGAGAAGGGCUCGUUCGGUUGAAAUUAUAAUUACGUUUCUUCAUGAUUAUUACGUUCGUCGGUCGGUAGUCGUUACUACGGCGCGCACCUCAUCAUCACCUCAGCGCCGCUGCAAUGAGGCAACUGGGUAUAUCUUUACUCAAUGGAGUCGAUAGGAAAGGAUUUUUUUUCUGUCAUUUUUUUGUCCGUAGUUAAACUGUUUUUACUACUAAUUUAAUGAGAAGAAAGCAUGUGAACACAGAGAAAUAAAAGAGAAGAUAACAAACAAAAUAA